UCUCUCGAUAUCAGUGUCGUGUGAAUGUGGCAGAAACUUUAAAUGUAGCAGGCUUCACUUCCUGUAGCACUACGUUAACCAGAAUCCUUCACUCACACGAGGGGCGAAGAGGUCAAAACAAACUGACAGCGCGUGUGGACACACUGUGCCUCUGAUGGCUGGUCGACUCCUCAAAGUCUCAUCUUUGGCAACAGCAGUGUUUGCCUCCUCUGGGUUUUACCUCUACAACAGACAGCUGGACCUCAAUGACCUAAGUGUGAUCCGCUUCGGACGAGCUGCAGCCACCACGGCGGUCAUCAGCUAUGAUUAUGUGACUGCUUUCAGACAUGUGGAAUACGGCACAGAGGAGUACUGGGCACUCAAAUCCAAGGUGCAUCUGCGGUCAGCGGAGCGUCUUCGUGACCUGUGCUGUGCCAACCGGGGUACUUUCAUCAAGGUGGGUCAGCACCUUGGGGCUCUGGACUACCUGCUGCCUGAGGAGUACACAUCCACACUGAAGGUGCUCCACAGCCGGGCUCCUCAGAGCAGCAUGGAGGAGAUCCGGCAAGUCAUCAGAGAGGACCUUGGAAAGGAGCUGUCAGAGCUAUUUGUCUCCUUUGAGGAGAAGCCUCAGGGUGCAGCCUCCUUAGCCCAGGUCCACAAGGCAGUGCUGCAUGAUGGAAAGACAGUGGCUGUCAAAGUCCAACACCCCAAAGUCCAGAGACAGAGCUCCAAGGACAUCGUGGUGAUGGAGGUGUUGAUGAGGGUGGUCCACUGGCUCUUUCCGGACUUUGCCUUCAUGUGGUUGGUGGAGGAGGCUAAGAAGAACAUGCCACUGGAGCUAGACUUCCUUAAUGAAGGACACAAUGCUGAGAGGGUGGCCAAAAUGUUGGCCUACUUCCCCUUUCUCAAGGUCCCCAUUAUUCACUGGCAUCUAUGCACGAAGAGGAUCCUGACCAUGGAGUUUGUUGAUGGCGGGCAGGUCAAUGACAGGGACUACAUGAAGAAACACGGCAUCAGUGUCAACGAGAUCUCUGAGAACCUUGGUAAGAUAUACAGUGAAAUGAUCUUUGUCCACGGCUUUGUUCACUGUGACCCCCACCCGGGAAACGUGUUGGUCCGAAAGUGUCCCCGGAGCAAGAAGACAGAAAUUGUCCUGCUUGAUCAUGGCCUUUAUCAGGUCCUGCAGCCAGACUUCAGGUUGGACUACUGUCAGCUGUGGCAGGCUUUGAUUAAAGGUGACAUGCCUGGGGUGGAGCGUUACAGCCGCAGACUGGGAGCUGGAGCUCUCUACCCGCUGUUUGCCUGUGUGCUCACUGCUCGCUCCUGGACUGCCGUCAAUGCCGGCAUCAGUUCUGUGCCUGUCACACACUCUGAGGAUGUUGAGAUACGGACCAAUGCAGCGCUCUAUCUGCCCCAGAUCAGCGAGCUGUUGAACCGAGUGCCUCGUCAGAUGCUGCUGCUGCUGAAGACCAAUGACCUGCUGAGAGGCAUUGAAACCAUCUUACAGACCAGAGCCUCCUCCUCGUCCUUCAUCAGCAUGUCCCGCUGCUGCAUACGCACCAUAGCCAGCCACAAGAGGAGUAAGGCUCAGUCCAGGAGGAAGCGUCUGCAGAUCAUGCUGGCGGAGUCUUUCAAUCUGUGGAGACUCACAAUUUAUGAACUACUUCUGUGGGUGAAGGGCUCCAAGUUGGUGCACUGGCUCACUCCUCUGCUGUCGUUUCUGCACUGAGAAACAUCUGGACGUCACACUGGAACAUGAAGAACCGGCUGCAGCUGUUGGCUCUCGAGGGCUUUAUAAAAAACUGCAUAUUAACACAUUUUGAAUAUGUGCCCAUACAUUAACACACACAUGAAUAACUCUUUCGGUACAUACAAGAACACACGAUGCUCAUGUCUUUGGACACCAGGAACAGGUAUGGCUGCUGGUAGUUGUUUUGAUCACAACUUUUACUAUUUGUGCCGUCGGCAGUGUUGAGAUAAACUAUUUUCUCACAAUUGUUACAUAAUUGUAUGUAUAAACUUGAGUGUGACGUAAGUCAUUAUCUUAUAUACAGUAAUACACCAUGCACCUGCACAGAGACCAAAACCUGUGCUCACUGACUGUAUCAUGAAACAUGUGCUAUAGCCGGAGACCUAACUGAGAAGUACUGAGCAGCUGGACAAGCUGUAGUUUGUCAAGAAAUACUUCCAGCACAUAACCCCCCCCUGAAACCACAGACUGUGUUUCAAGUCAAAAGCUUCGAGGUGAUAGUGGACAUAUAUUAAAGAGGCAGAGGACAGAGCCAGGCUAUCUGUCUUCCCUGCUUUCACUCUUUAUGCUAAGCUAAAGCCAACCAUGUCCUGACUUUAGCUCUGUACUUACAGUGCAGACAUGAGAUUGAUAUUCAUAUUCUCAUCUCGCUUUUCAGAAAAGCAAGGCAUUCCCAUGUUCAGAACCGUUCCUGUUAGUCACAACCAUGAGAAGACUGUGUUUGAUAUCCCAGAAUAAUAUGAUUCAGUAUACAUGACCAUAGGAUGAUAGGGUCAUGUGCAAACUUUUAACGAAGGCUGAAGAUCUCAAAAACUUGACAGCUUAUGUGCCAUCUUAAACAUAACAGUGUAUUAGGCCACCCUAAACACCAUCAUACAAUUCACCCCAACACGCAGAAAAAUGACUGCCACACCAAUGGAGGCUGAAAUAGACCAUUAGAAAGAAAUAAAACGAACAAGUAGAACUGUAAAACAAUGAAGCAGCCACAUACCAGAUCAGUUAGCAAGACAGCUGGAUAGGUAAGACAUUCAUACACUAUGACAGGUAUCCAGUCCACUGACAAGCAUGCAACAGGUACAGAUGGUCGCAGGGUACAGUUCACCUCCAUCUCAUGACCAAAGACCAAAUUCAGGCACAUUGCGUACCAGGUGAUCAAUUCUCCCAAAACGCAGAUAAUACCCUCAUGUGAAGUAGGAUUAGUUGAAAUAUGAGAAGACGUUUUUGAAGUCACUCCAGAUGUUAUCUGUAGUGCAAUCCUGGUAGUAUUCCUGCCUGAAGACUAUUCACCAUGGAUUCUACUCCUCAAACAUACAUAUACCUCAGGACUUGUUUUGUCCACUCAGUAAAAAGUUUGUUAUGUGUUCGUUUACACCAUAAACUAUGUCAUAAAGAAAGAAAAGAAAUAGGAAAGGGGCAUUGUGGUUUAACAGAAGCUGCGUGCUGAAGCUACUUGACCAAGGUGACUAUUUCUUCUGCUGCUUACAAUCUUUAGUCAAGCUUGGCUAAAAACAAUGUAUGCAAUAUUGUGUAAUGCAACUACAAAAUGCACAUUUCUGAACAAAUGAAACUGUUCUAGAUGAAUAGCAUCAGAGAAAACUGGAUGUACCAGGUCCAACACAUCCACAUUACUAAUCUCAGAGGCCAUAUCUCUUCUUCUCAUGGAACAAACACUGUAUGAGCACACAAAUAGUUCCAAAAUGAGUUCCAAAAGACUACAAUGAUAUCAGUGUACUGAGUCAAACCGUUUAUUUAUUUUCAUUAUAUUUCCUGUCUACAAUUUAACAUUCGUUAAGAUGGUGGCAUGUUACAAGUUCUCCUGUGUUAUUUCUUUUUGUUGACAUCACAUCCAGCCUCUUACUUUGAGUUGAAAUAAGCACGUAGAAACAAAAUGGUUGGAUGUUUCAUCAUUUCAAAAUAAAUAGCUUAAAAGGAAGUAAAAAUGUAAGAAAUCAUGCGUACAGUGUCAUUUAUUGCAGCCCUGUUUUACAUCUUCUGACAUGUUUGAGGAGCCAUAGGGUGCUCAGGAGUUCACUGUUGGACAGGGUUUGUCAG
This is a messenger RNA of Chelmon rostratus (copperband butterflyfish), 3784 nucleotides long. It is a transcript of the gene adck1, whose product is annotated as aarF domain containing kinase 1. Gene Ontology annotation, cellular component: mitochondrial inner membrane. The record is from RefSeq and is a predicted model, not a curated record. Bases 155 to 1711 code for a protein of 518 amino acids. Lineage: Eukaryota; Metazoa; Chordata; Actinopteri; Chaetodontiformes; Chaetodontidae. Gene Ontology annotation, biological process: mitochondrion organization; lipid homeostasis. The transcript has 11 exons.